GGCACAAUUGGCUGUUUUAUGGCUAUAUCAUUGGCUGAACUGGAGAGCCUCUUUCAGCUUGGGUCUCAGAGAAUUCAACUAUUAAGCAAAGGAGGUCUGGCAUCAUGAAAUCCAAAAACAAAGAUCGUCAUCGACGUUUCCAUAGAAAGCCUUCAUCAACACUAGAAGAAAAGAAAAUACGCCCAAAUGGUUAUGUCCGACACAAUGCAUAGUUCUUCUUCAUCAAGCGCUCUUCGCCCACGACAGAGGACUUUUACCUCUUGUACAGAGUGCAGGAGAAGGAAACAAAAGUGUAAUCAGGCCAAAGAUCGACCAUGUUCCAACUGUGCAAGGCGCUACCCGCCUCCAGUUUGUACCUACCAAAGUUCAAGGUCAGAACACCAUCGCUACUGCUUCAACCCUGCAUCGUAAUGCUGACACAAACUCUAGUUCAAGUGAUCACGUCUUGGAUUCGCGUGAUGCUGAUAGAAAUGCUGUCCGGUCAAAUCAACCUAGUCGAUCAAAUGCUCCUCUGGACCCAUCAAUGACACCAGCAUCGCAGUAUUAUGGCGGUCAUUCGGCUGCGGUUAUCUCGCCUGGAGGCCAGUACCCUUACAACACCACACCCGAUUACAACACACCAUCACCUUCAGCAAGAAGCGAUGGACGCUACUACUCGGGAAAUUCUUCAAGCCAUCAAAUCGACAAUUCCUCAACCAGCGGGGACUAUUACCCGACCACGGCUGGAUACUACCCGGCGGAUAUUGGUCAUAGUUCUGCCGAUACAUCUCAAGACUAUUCAUAUCUUGCCCCCUCAGAUCAAGACCAAUGGUUGACGGGUAGCAAUGCGGACGUGUUUGUAGGAACUGGUACAAACGAAUAUUAUUACGUGGAUGAUGCAGAAGCGUCCCGUUCCGCGAGAAAUUAA
This is a messenger RNA of Hymenoscyphus albidus, 907 nucleotides long. The record is from the annotation of a GenBank genome assembly. Lineage: Eukaryota; Fungi; Ascomycota; Leotiomycetes; Helotiales; Helotiaceae.